Molecule: messenger RNA, 4173 nt
Organism: Wallemia ichthyophaga EXF-994
Lineage: Eukaryota; Fungi; Basidiomycota; Wallemiomycetes; Wallemiales; Wallemiaceae
Product: UPF0012 hydrolase C26A3.11
Exons: 12
Coding region: 1-4173 (1390 amino acids)
Biological process (GO): phosphatidylinositol dephosphorylation; oxaloacetate metabolic process; L-glutamine metabolic process
Cellular component (GO): mitochondrion
Molecular function (GO): phosphatase activity; omega-amidase activity
Source: RefSeq, a predicted model, not a curated record
AUGAACCUUGAAAUUUCAAAGCAAUUCAAAGAUUUUCUAGAGCCAUUUGACAGGCUUGUAAAUUUGAAUGAAAAUAAUCCCACGGCUAGUACAAGCUCUUUACAUAGCACAGACGCAUCUUCUAGUUCAUCCAAUCGCAAGAACAAGGAAACUGUCGAAGAAAGAUUAGACGCGUUGAUGAAGAAAGCCAAUCACAAUCAGUCACACUCACAGCCGUCACCGAGUCCUCCACUUGAAACUCCCCCUAUCAUCACCACAGAAUCCUUUAAUAGUUCUUCCACUUGCCUCAAAGACUCCAAAUCUACUCACAGCGGCGAUAAGUCCGCUAUUAAAGUUAAGACCGUCUCCUGGAAUAUGGCCGAUUCCCUCGUUAAAGGCGAUUUAGAAGUUUUAUUAGGUCAUGUUCCCCCUUUUGUGCCAAAUUCUUCCUCCAAUCCACACCCUGAUCGUCUACCUCAACUUGAUUGCGAUGAUGCCCAUCCUUAUCAUCUCGUCGUCGUCGCCGGUCAGGAGUGCCCAACCACCUCAAAUAUCCUCCCGCGUGGCUUCAGCGUUGCUUUACGCGAUAAGAAUAAGCGCGAUACCAACAAUGAAUCGAAUCUGGAUUUGUCUCAGCCACUAGUACAAUCUCCUAACAUCUCUUCUAAUUCUCAGUUUACCCCUAAUGAGCAACAUAACUCCUCUAUACAAUCUGGCUGGUCUGGUAUUCUCGAGCAGUGGUUUUGUCACGGUGCUGGUACUUGUCAGAAUCCCGAAAUUCCUCCAACUCCCGGCGAACUAACCAAUAAUGAAUCCCUUUUAGCCCCUCCUCCUAUGGCUGAUAAGAAAUCUAACACAAGUAAUCAAUCUUCAAAUAGUUCUGUCGGAAUGCAGCCUUCCACUUCCGCUAACUCACAAUCUCAACAAUCUCAGCAAACUACCCGACCACCAAUGAUAAAACGUCAUUUCUCCAAGUCAUCCAGGUUCGAAAAAGACCUAUCUAAGCAGACAAGCUACGGCUCUGGUCCAUAUGAGUUAUUGGUGAAAGAGCGCUUAAUGGGCAUAUACAUUGCCGUGUUUGUCUAUAAAGGUGCUAAGCAUCUCAUUGAAGGGUCUUCAACAGCAGUCGUCACUGCCGGUUUAUUAGGCGGUAGACUUGGUAAUAAAGGAGCCGUUGGUGCCAGUGUGAAGAUUGCUGAUACAAGAUUACUCUUUAUCAACUCUCAUUUGGCAGCACAUGAGCAUAGACUCGCGGAGCGGUUAGAAAAUAUGCAAAAGAUUCAGCGUAGCUUGGCUGUUGAUACUUUCCUGUCUCCAAAUGAUCCAAAGAAUUCCAAGGAGGACGUCACUGAAAGAUUCGACUUUACGUGGAUCAUGGGUGAUCUCAAUAUGAGAGUGGAUAUCACUCGAAAACACGCAGACUGGCUUAUAAUGAACAAAGACUACAAAGCUGCGUUGGAGUUUGAUCAAUUGCGCUCUGUUAUGAAGGAUGGACAGGGAUUUAAAGGAUUCAAUGAAGCUGAGAUUAAAUUCCCCCCUACAUUCAAAUACGAUGUUGCAAAGCGUACACGGACAUUGCGUCGGAGGUCAUGGGAUAAUCGUUCGAUGAACAGAACAUCAACCCCGGAUAUGUCAAGACCAUCAUUGGAUUCGACCGCAGAGUUUGUUGAAAUUAAUGACGAUGAUCUUUCUUCAAUUGCUUCUACUUCUAGAAGCGGUCAUUCAUCUUCAAAUACUGCUAAAUCUCCAUCAAUUGCAUCUUCUCGCCUGACGUCUGACGCUGAUGAUGGCAGUGAUGAUGAGGAUGACGAAGCUUUGCGUAUUGCUGCAAUUAAUGCAUCCCAGCUGGAAGACUCAAAGCUAUUUGCCGGUGUUGAUGUUGAUAAAGCCGUGGAGAAUGUUAAAGACGCUUUUAGAUCGCUUGUGAAACCUAUAUCUACACCUUCAAAUGACAAUAAUAGUAGCAGAAAAAGUAUCGAUUCCCGCCAGUCAAGUAACAGGCUUAGUGUUGACUUUUCCAAAAGAAGUAGUGUCGUUAGUGAUACGGAUUCGAGGAGUAAUAGUUUAGCUGAAUCUAGCAUGGAAUCAUCUCUCAACAAGCGUAGAAGUAGUAGUAGCGUUGCGCAUGAAUCAAAAUCUAGUCACAAGCCUCGUAAUUUAAGUUUGGAUGUCAGUAACUUAAGUGGUUACAGCGGCGGACCACUUAGUGCUGGUGCAUCACCAUAUAGUCGUCUCUCAUUCUCCAGAAAGUUGAGGCAUAGUCUAAGAAAAUCGUCUCAUUCAUCUAGUAGCAAGCACGAUGAUGACUUGCGCAAUUCAGCAAUUGACGAGACUGCUUCGAAUGAUCCAGAAGAGGAUUUGAAGUCGACGUACGACUCAUCACCCAAGCAACGUGUACCAUCGUGGUGUGAUCGUAUUCUUUGGAGAUCUAUGCUGACAUACGAGACUGAGGAUAUGGACCGGUUACGUAAUCGAAAAUUCUCAAAAUUGGGGAAUGCAAUCUCUCAUGUUCUCCGUCGUCGUUCUUCUUCAAAAGGGAGCUUGAAAGAGAUAGGUAGCAGUCUCAGUAUUAGUAAUCUCUCAAAUCACAACCGUCAUAGCCAUAGUCACAGCACAUCUCAAACACAAGCGCAACAUUUGCAACCACCACCACCUUCAGAGGAAACAGAAAUAGCAAGACCAAAGCUUCAAGCUUCGAGAUCUGCCGAAGAGUUGCCCAAGUUUAGUCCGACUAACAAAGUAAGCUUUUUGGCAGGCUCAUCAAACAUUUCUCCAAUUAAGAAUGAAAGAAAGGAGAAGGAAAAGAACGAGAAGAAGAAGUUUUUCGCUCGUUUCAGAUCAAAUUCACUUGGUAAUUCCAAGGGAGACGAUGUAAUAGAUCAUCCUAGACCGCUCAAAGAUAUGAAGUCAAGGAAGAGUUUCUCAUGGUUGGAAACAACAGCUGGAAGAUCUUCACCAGAACUACUAUCGCCGGACGAAAUGACGGGAUCACCAUCAAUAUCACCCAAGAAUUUGUCGUUGACGACGAACCUCAGCGAGCCAAAUACAAGUAGUACGAAGGCUAAUCAACCACCACCUUCUCAUUCUAACGAUGGCAUGCAAGUAUCCAAAUGGCUUGUGCAUUCUUUUCCUUCGCUAUUCGGAAGUGGAAGCGGUAAACAGCCAUCCGGUUUGCUAUUCGACAGUGGAAUGGAUAAAACCAACAGUGAUGCUUCAACAGCAGCCCAUCAGACACCCGUGGAGGUAGAGCCACCAAAGCAGAGGGGACAGGUUGAUUGUAUCAAUUAUAGCUCCCUCACUGAUUACGAAAUGAGGAAAUUGGAAGGCAGAUCAGACCACAGACCAGUCUUAGGAUCAUUCUUAGCACCGUCAAGUGUGCUAUCGAACAGAAUGCGUAACUUCAAACUAUCACUCAUUCAAUUAGGUGCAACGACUGCUGAUAAGACAAGCAAUUUGAACAGAGCCAGAAACCAAAUUCUCGAGGCUUCGAAAGACAACAAGUCUGACGUAGUCGUAUUGCCAGAAUGUUUCAACAGUCCUUAUGGUGUAAAGUACUUUGAGAAAUAUGCCGAACCAAUCCCUCAGCCAGGUCACGCUCACGCUCGGGGUGAGCUGAGUGAGUCGAUAAAGAUGCUUAGCGAAGCAGCCAAAGAGGCUAAGGUAUUUUUGAUUGGUGGAUCAAUCCCAGAGCGUGAAGAGAGCACUGGUCGCAUAUUCAACACGCUCACUGUAUACGAUGAUCAUGGUAACCUCGUUGGAAAGCAUAGGAAAUUACAUCUGUUCGAUAUCAACAUUCCUGGCAAAGUAUCUUUCAAGGAAAGUGAGACGCUCACCGCUGGCUCCGAUAUUACUAUCGUUGAUAGUCCAUUCGGAAAGAUUGGUUUGGGUAUCUGCUACGAUGUCAGAUUUCCAGAAAUGGCUAUGAUAGCAGCGCGCAAAGGAUGCGUUGCAAUGAUCUACCCUGGUGCUUUCAACACCACAACAGGCCCGUUGCAUUGGGAAUUACUUCAAAGAGCUCGCGCUGUUGAUAACCAAUUCUACGUCGCUAUGUGCAGUCCAGCCCGAGACGAAACAGCAGAGUAUCAUGCAUGGGGACACUCAACUGUUGUCAACCCCUCAGGCCAAGUGAUAGCAAAGACUGACGAGAAUGAAUCAAUAGUAUAUGCAGAUAUCGGUUGGUGUUGCUACAAUUAA